AUAUAUACAUGCAAAUAAAAGAGCGUAAAUUCUUGUUAUCAAUGCCAAUCUUUUGGCAUUCGUUACAAUUUUCUGUUCGUGUAUGUUACAAACCUAGGCAAGGUUUAGAGAUCUGAUAUACAUGUUGUUUUUACUCGCGAAAAUGGUGGAUUUGUGAUCUUUUCUUGCAUGUCUCAACGUGGUGAAUUAAAUUUAAUAUGUUGGGAUCAGUUCCACGCCGUUGGAUAUGCUUCGGUGAAGGAAUUGCAAUGAAGCAUAAUUGACCAUCUCUAUGCUUGCUAGACAAAGACAUGUAUUUGAUAUAACACUUCCAGGCUUGUUGCCACAUGCCUUAAUUCAUGUGAGGGAGCGCAUACAAUCCUUAUCAGUUGCCAUUUUUGGCAAAACAAUGUCAAAUUGAGUUACUGAUUAGCUGCAAAAUAUGGCUGGAAAACAUGGUAUUGACAUACCUGGAGGUUCAGUACUUCUGCACGGAGAACUGGACUUGCGGGUUAUAGAAGCAAAUUCACUUCCAAACAUGGACAUGACAUGUUGUUCUAAGUUUAGUCCUUUUGGGACGACGCGAAAGGUUAAGAGCAAGGAUACAGGGAAUAAAUCAGCAACUCGUAAAAUAAUAGAUACUAGUGACCCCUAUGUGUCUGUAUGUAUAGGCGGGGCAAAGGUAGCUCGAACAACAGUGAUUCGCAACGAUGAAAACCCAACAUGGAAUGAGCAUGUACGCAUACCAGUCGCUCACAAAGUUGACAAAGUAGAAUUUUUUGUCAAGGACGAUGAUGGGGUAGGUGGUGAACUGAUUGGAAAGGUGGAAAUUCCUGCUGAUAAAAUUCAUGUUGGUAAAGAAAUAAGUGGUUGGUUCCCUAUUCUUGGAUCUUCUGGGGAUCCAUUGAAAACCGGUGCUCAACUGCAUCUGUCAAUCCAAUACAAGCCAAUGGCAGAGAACCCUAUAUAUAGAAAUGGUGUUGGAGGUGAGGCCAAUAGAGUAGGAGUACCGCAUACUUAUUUUCCACUGCGAAAAGGAGGGAAUGUUACUCUUUAUCAGGAUGCCCAUGUACCUGAUGCAACACUUCCUGAAAUUUUGCUAGAUGAUGGGAAGGUUUUUAAUCAUAACAAAUGUUGGGAAGACAUUUGUCAUGCCAUGUUGGAGGCUAAGUAUUUAAUAUAUGUUGUUGGUUGGUCCGUAUAUCAUCCUAUACGACUAGUAAGAGAACCUACAAGGCCGUUGCCUUCUGCAGGGGAACGAACACUUGGAGAUUUGCUCAAGUACAAGUCACAAGAAGGAGUUCGCGUCAUUUUGCUCAUUUGGGAUGAUAAAACUUCAAAUGAUGAUUUAUUCCUCAAAACGGAAGGUGUAAUGCAGACUCAUGAUGAAGAGACGAGAAAGUUUUUUAAAUACUCAAGUGUACACUGUGUGCUUUGUCCUCGUUCCGCCAGCAGUAAGCUUAGUGUUUUGAAGAGACAGAUUGUUGGAAACCUAUUUACACAUCAUCAGAAGUGUGUGCUUGUUGACACAGAAGCACCUGGGAAUGAACGGAAAAUAACUGCUUUUAUUGGUGGCCUGGAUUUAUGUGAUGGCCGCUAUGACACUCCCGAGCAUAGACUGUUUAGCGAUCUCGAUACUGUCUUUGGAAAUGAUGUUCAUAAUCCUACAUUCACAACUACUUCAGGUGGCCCAAGAGAACCAUGGCAUGAUCUACACUGUAAAAUUGACGGUCCUGCUGCUUAUGAUGUUUUGACAAACUUUGAGCAAAGAUUUAACAAGGCCACUAAAUGGCUCAAACUAAGGAAAGUCAAACAAGGAUCUGAUACAUUGCUUAAAUUAGAUCGAAUAGCAGCAAUUCGCAUGCCUUCUGCUGGGCCAGAUGGUGACCGUGUGGUCCGUGUCACAAGUGAACAAGAUCCAGAGAGUUGGCAUGUGCAAGUAUUUCGAUCAAUUGAUUCAGGAUCAGUAAAAGGAUUUCCAAAAGACAUUAAGGAAGCUGAAGCUCAGAAUCUUGUCAGUGGAAAAAAUUUGAAGAUAGAAAGAAGCAUACAUUUGGCUUAUGUGAAAGCAAUUCGAUCAGCCCAGCACUUUGUUUACGUAGAGAAUCAGUAUUUUCUUGGUUCUGCAUAUAGCUGGCCAUCGCACCGAAAUUCAGGAGCUAAUAACCUAGUCCCUAUGGAAAUAGCUUUGAAAAUUGCCAGAAAAAUAGCAGCAAAUGAACCUUUUGCAGCAUACAUUGUGGUUCCAAUGUGGCCUGAAGGCGUCCCAAGCAGUAAACCAGUCCAAGAAAUUCUCUUCUGGCAGAGCCAAACAAUGGCUAUGAUGUACAAAAUAGUGGCAGAGGCUUUAGAUAAGGCAGGGGUUUCUCAGUAUUUUCAUCCUCAGGAUUACUUGAACUUCUACUGCCUGGGGAAGCGCGAGGUAGCAAAGGGUAAAAGUGAGAAAUCUGUGUCACAGGGAUUGGCUCAGAAAUUUGGGAGAUUUAUGAUAUAUGUACACUCAAAAGGAAUGAUAGUAGAUGAUGAGUAUGUGUUGAUGGGUUCUGCAAAUAUCAACCAAAGAUCUUUGAGUGGUUCUAGGGAUACAGAAAUUGCUAUGGGAGCUUAUCAACCAAAUUAUACAUGGGCAAAAAAAGAUAGUCAUCCACAUGGCCAGGUCUAUGGUUAUCGGAUGUCUCUCUGGGCUGAGCAUCUUGGAGUGGUGGAGAAUACCUUCACGGAGCCACAGACAGUGGAAUGCGUUAGACGCGUUAAUGAGAUAGCGAGAUACAACUGGAAUGCAUUUUCAGGGGAUGAGUACAAUAAGAUGAAGGGGCAUUUGAUGCAAUAUCCAAUUCAGGUCAGCAAGAAUGGAGAUGUCACAACUCUGCCUGGAUUUGAAUGCUUCCCUGAUGUUGGUGGUAAGAUUCUAGGGGCACCCACAAAUCUUCCUGAUGCUCUUACCACUUAAUGCCACUGCUUGAAACGCGUUGUGAUUAGUCACAUCAGUAGAUUUUGGAUACCAGAUGCCUAAAAGCAAAAAAGACAGAUACCUAGAGGUUUACUACAUGGUCUAUUAUGGUUCAACUGCCAGGCUGAUUAGUGAUGAAAAAGCUCAAUCUCCCCUAAGAUUAAGAUGAUAGUAUCUAUUCAGAAACUUUAUAGUCAGUUUUAUCUAAAAAAAAAAUUAUAGUUGUACAAACUAAUUUCUAUUUUUUUGCUACAACUACUUAAGAAGUCUGUA
Messenger RNA from Nicotiana tabacum (common tobacco), 3202 nucleotides. The record is from RefSeq and is a predicted model, not a curated record. Lineage: Eukaryota; Viridiplantae; Streptophyta; Magnoliopsida; Solanales; Solanaceae.